AUGGUCAACCGCUUCGACUGGGAUGCAAUCGAUAAACCCGCGACAGGUUUUGGUAUAGCGGUGGCACUCGCAGGCGUCGCGGGCUACGUACGGAAGCGCUCGACACCGUCGCUGGUAGCGGGCGUGGGCUUUGGCACCGGCAUCGCGGUUGCCGCGAACAUGCAGCCCGAGAAACCGGUUAUAGCAACAGUACUCUCGGCGUUGCUCACUGUUAGCAUGCUCAGUAGAUACUUGCGGAGCAAAAAGUUUAUUCCGAGUGGUCUUGUAGCGGUGGCCGCUGCUGGGAUGACUGGCAAGUUUAUCGUGCAGCUUUACGACGCAGGGUUUCGUCUCUGA
Cyanidioschyzon merolae strain 10D is the source of this 336-nucleotide messenger RNA. RefSeq lists its product as hypothetical. Gene Ontology annotation, cellular component: membrane. The record is from RefSeq and is a predicted model, not a curated record. The coding region runs from base 1 to 336 and encodes 111 amino acids. The transcript has a single exon. Lineage: Eukaryota; Rhodophyta; Bangiophyceae; Cyanidiales; Cyanidiaceae.